Messenger RNA from Ostrea edulis (European flat oyster), 1869 nucleotides. RefSeq lists its product as uncharacterized. The transcript has 3 exons. The record is from RefSeq and is a predicted model, not a curated record. Lineage: Eukaryota; Metazoa; Mollusca; Bivalvia; Ostreida; Ostreidae. The coding region runs from base 145 to 1344 and encodes 399 amino acids.
AUUUAGAUUUCUGAGUCGGCCAUUUCGUCAGCAAGUUCUUGUUUCGGUUUGGUCGUUUUCAAAGAAUAGCAUAAAGAACAGCCAUAGAGUAUCAAUAAAGUAAUGAGUUAUAUGGUUGAAUUUGCCUGCUGACACAGGUUCAGUAUGAGCGGAUAUAGCGGGGAAAGAGAUGAGGACACUGGUCAGUCGUCGCCAUUUCCACCGUAUCAAACACCAUACCCAGGGAUACUAGAUCGGAGUUUUGGGGAUAGUGAUCCUUUUUUCUUUCUGCUGAAAUUUGCUACCUCAAAUUUAUUUCCACGGCAAAAACAACAACAACAAAAAGAAGACAUGGGCGACAAAGAUGAAUUUGACAAUGGAUAUUCAGCAAAGUCGAGGAAAAUCACGGAGAAUCAGAGCUGCGAAAGAAUCCAACCAAUCUCACAGCUUAUGGAAAAAACCUCUAAACACUAUAAGAAACCACUUGAUGGUAUAUGGUGCAAACAACAAGAAAAUAUAAAAGAUGAAGAGGAAGAAAUAAGAAACAUAUUUCAAGAUGACGAGGUAGAUGAUGCGGAACUUGAAGUUGACGGUGAGUACCGGUACCCAGAUUAUUUUGGUGUCCGUAAGACCGACGAGUGCCAAUUAUCUCCAGCUGAAACGAUAAUAAAAUAUUUAACAAAUCAACGAAAUAACUCAAAAGCUACGAUAACAAAUGAAAGAAAGAAAGAUAUCAAAUGUGACAAAGAGGAACCAAUAUUAGAACCCGUUAACAACACUUUAAACAACCUCCCGUCAGAACUGUCAAGUCCAGCUAGAACACUAAGUCAGAUUUCAUCAAAUACGAAUCCAGCUAGAAUACAAAGUCAGAUUUCAUCAAAUCUGAAUGACUAUCAUCGCAAAGAAAGAACAUUGGACAAGUAUAUGAAUGAAACCCAAGAAUCCAUGCUAAACAGCAACUUAGAGCCAAAAGGACAAAACCAGGAGAAAACCGAUCCCGAUCCAGUCAUAGAACUUGCUAAAGACGAAUCUAACGGAGAGUCUGUUGGGCAAGACUCUACAGGCAGCAAUAGUUCUCGUAAAACAUGCAAUAGUUUAAGCUCGCAAGAUACGGAUGGAGCAAAUGAAAGCGAAAAUUCCUCUUCAGAUGAUUUUGAUGAUAUUGAUGAAAUGUUAUACGACGAAGAUGAAAUGUACAUGGACGGUGGGAAUUAUACUGUUAACGAUAUGUUACCUACUAUACCACAGUCGGACAAGAAAGCACAUGAUACAAAAGGGCUAGGUGAAAAUGCGGGGCGAUACAGUAAGUGCAGUAUUUCUUUAGAUUCUUUUUUGCAUUGGGAUAUUUCAGUUGAUGAAUUUUAGUAGUGGAUGCCAGUGAUAUGAUCGUGGUAAAUGUGCUAUGUAUAUAAAUGUUUAUUUUUUGGUGUUCAAAAUAUUCCAAAGUGAUAUGCUCUACAGAACCCAUUAGAUCGUCUUGAGUAUAUACUAUGAUAUGCCGUAAGCGACAAACAUAGAUAUACAUUUGCGGUACUUCACCAACAGCUGGUGAAGUUUCACAAUCAGUGAACAAUUCUGGACGGGACGCAACAGUAACGGCAUGUUUGGAGACAUUGAGGGUCAGCGCAACAUAAACGGAGACCUGGGAUAUAAUUCCCAUAACCCGCUAUAAUGAGAGAUGAAGGUAACAAAAAAGUUCAAUAUCUCAUCACAAUCUCUGUAUUCUAAGCGACGGUUCAAGCACUUAUCUACAUCCAAGCAAUGGUUCGUAUUUUAUAUAUAUAGCGGACCUCUCUCUACAUUUCUAUUUAGACCAGCUUGUGCAUGAUGAUUUGUGUGGAAGCAAUCAUUUCCUUAUUAUUAAAUAGAUAAAACUUUGUUUGCAAGAUA